UACGGGACCGGGCCACUCCCACUGCUGCCCGAGAUUCCUGGAAUAUGGGGGGCCCAUCCCUUUAGCAUCUUCCAGUGCCCCUAGCCAGUUCCCUCUUUCUCUUCCUGACCUUCAGUCGAUUCAGGGAGUGAGUUACAGGGGGUGGGAAUAAAGGCUGAGAUCCCAGCAGUCCCGGGCACUGAGAGACAGCGGUGAGCAUGAGUGACUUCCAGGAUGUGGACGCGCAGCAGCUGGGUGCCCUGGACGAGGAAGAGCUGACAGCCAGCGGCGCCAAGUAUUCCUUUCAACGCUUUGGAUUCCGACCCCCGGGCGGCCUCAAGAGCACUGCAGGGUUUCUGGGCCGUGGCCACAUCCCCCUGGUGCCGAAGCUGCUGUGCCUCAUGCUCCUGGCCGGGAUCCUGAUGGCCGUCCUUGUCAAAGUCUCCAAGCUCUCCCACUUCUAUGAGCAGAAGAGAUCGAAGCAGGAGGACAUCUACCAAGAGCUAACCCAGGCGGAGGCUGAACUGGACCGCCUGUGCCGCCCCUGCCCCUGGGACUGGACGUUCUUCCGAGGACACUGUUACUUCUUUUCCAAGUCCCAGCGGAACUGGAAUGACUCUGUCACCGCCUGCCAGGAAGUGGGAGCCCAACUAGUCAUCAUCAAAAGUGCUGAGGAGCAGAACUUCUUGCAGUUGACUUCUAAGAAUAAAGGCAGCACUUGGAUGGGACUGUCAGACCUGAACGAGGAAGGCACGUGGCUCUGGGUGGAUGGGUCGCCUCUGUUUUUCAGGCCUGAAGGGAAGCGGGGAGAGCGUCCAAUGUCCCGGAGCAGGAACGGGGCUCCUCGAGUGGGGCUGGGGCGGAGGUCACGCUCGUCUGGCUUGCAGAUUCAUGAAGUUUUGGAACGAAGGGGAGCCCAACAAUCACGGGGAGGAAGACUGCGUGGAGUUCAGAGGGGAUGGCUGGAAUGACAGCAGAUGUGACCUUGAGAAAUCCUGGAUCUGCAAGAAGUCUGCAGGCUCCUGUUCCCACAAGUGAAGGCGGGUCUCUCCCCAGGCUCCACCACGGCCCCGUCCACCCUCCUGAUCCCGCGAGUUCCUCCGCAGGCCUGUGGGCAUCGAGAGCUGAGCAAGACUCUGAGGCUCUUCUGUCACAUUCCUCCUCUCCCAGGGGACUGACUGUACAUGGUGCUGCUUCCUCCUUUGCCUCUGGGUUCCCCUUGGCUUUGAGGUUGUGGUUGAGAAUCUAUUUUCUGUUCUAACGUAGCAGCUGCUGGCUGCUCAAGAGCGAAUAUCCUGGAGAUGAGGGUUGAUAGGAAGGAAUCAGGUUUACUCCUCAUCUGGCACCUUGGAAGAGGGAGGGGGCCACUGUCCUCAAAGCACUAACCUGGGGAGCACAAGAGCUUUUAUAGGAGGGAAAAGAGGGACCUUGAGACGGCGGGCAGGAAGGGUGCAUGCUGAACGGAGUUUCCAUCACCUGGCGGUCGGGGGUGGGGGGUCUCCAUUUUCUCCUCUGGCUGGACAUGGCAAUAAACCUCAACCUCUCGGGGUGUUUCUUUUAUUGA
Messenger RNA from Marmota monax (woodchuck), 1543 nucleotides. Its product is annotated as CD209 antigen-like protein C. Bases 198 to 950 code for a protein of 250 amino acids. The record is from RefSeq and is a predicted model, not a curated record. The transcript has 7 exons. NCBI's taxonomy places the organism in Eukaryota, Metazoa, Chordata, Mammalia, Rodentia, Sciuridae.